Medioppia subpectinata is the source of this 2482-nucleotide messenger RNA. The record is from the annotation of a GenBank genome assembly. Lineage: Eukaryota; Metazoa; Arthropoda; Arachnida; Sarcoptiformes; Oppiidae.
GAAUUGAGUGGUGUUUUGAAGAAAACAAACCAUAAAUCCAUUGAUUGUUAUAUAAAUCAGUGAAACAAUCAAAUCGUUUGACUGUUUAGUAUUGAACCGAUCGAUGGGUUCUUCGCGUAAACACAGAGACAAAGACAGAGAGAGGUCUCGAUCGAGAUCUAAGUCAAAGGACAAGUACGAGAAGUCCGGCGACAAAAGCGAUCGAAACCAUCGCUCCAGUCAUCGACACAAAGACAAAGAGUCGUCCAGCGGUUCCCGUAAGAGACAAAGACCUGACAAUACCUCCGAUGACGACCUCAGAAGUGAUAAAAAACAAAAGGUAAAGGAAGUAAAGGAUGUCUCGAAAAGUAGUAAUUCUUCAGUUAAUAAAACACUAAAAUUAGAUCAAAAGAGUUCUGAAGUGAACGACAGAACCAAUAGAAGAGAUACACAACACACCAAAGAUGAGUCGGCACCAAAUGAUGCCUCGAAAGCGGAAUCGCUGUCCAUUGAAGAGACAAACAAAUUACGGCUCAAAUUAGGACUAAAACCAUUGGAUGUGAGUACAGGUGAAGACAAACCGGCGACCGAUAAGAUGGUAACCGUCGAAGUGUUUGUUAAGACCGAGAAAAUGAGUGAUAAAAUAGAGGCACAAAAGAUAAGGGAAAAGAUUGAGGUCCAGAGGAAUAAACGCAAAAUCACUCAAAAGCUGAGACAUACUAAGGGUUUGGCAGAGAGUGAUGGCGAAGAAGACGCCACCGAUUGGAUUAUGAAGACUCGCAAACUUGCAGAAGAGAAGGCGAGGGCACAGAAAAGGGCACAAAUGCUGGAAGAGAUGGACGAAGAGUUCGGCGUCUCGUCACUCAUUGAAGAGGAUUUAAGACGAAAGAAAGCGACCGCUUAUUCGUCUAAACAUCUGAAAGGCCUCACUGUUGGCCACAAAGAAGAGGAAUUCCAAGAGGGAAGACAAGUAGUGCUAACCCUUAAAGACAAGGAUGUGUUGGACGAAGACGAGGAUGUGUUGCAAAACGUGAAUAUGAUUGACGACUCGAAGGCUAAACUCAAUAUUGAGAACAAAGCGAAAAGACCUGAUUAUAAGCCAUACGACGAGCCAGAGUUGGAUGAGUUCGGGAUUCUGAAGAAGAAGUCAUUGCUUUCGAAAUACGACGAAGAGAUCGAAGGGCCGAAGAAGGAGUCGUUCAAAUUGGGAGUCACUUCAGGGAACCGAUCCAAUGAUAUCGAAAUGAUUAGAAUGAAACUGAAACAAGAAGAGGGAAAGAUAUCACUCUUCACGACGAGACCAAAGAUUGCAAACGAAUACUUCACUGAAGAAGAGAUGACUAAAUUUAAAAAACCUAAAAAAGUGCGCAAAAAGGGAGGAAUGAGAGUCAAGAAAGUAAUUGAAACAAAUGAUGAUUUGGUCUCAAAUCUGACCGCAAGCGCAGAUCACGGCUCCAGAAAGCGUCCCAAUAUAGAGACCACUGAAGACAAUGGCAAUGAACCCGAUUUAAGUCUAGUUAAGGAAGAAAUACCGGACGAUAAGCCAAAAAUAGUGGCCAAAAGUACACUUCGUUUGGAAGACAUGGAAGUGAAUGAAGACUUUUUUGAUCCGAGAGAUCAGGACUUAAGUGGUGUUGUUUUAGAAGAAGACGAGGCCGACAAAGAGCUCCAAAUGGCUUUACAUAAGUCACGCAAAUUGAAGAUUAGAACCAAUAUAGAGGCGACGACGGGUGCGGCCAGUAUUGCGAAAGUGGCGCAAACUGUUCACAGACUUAAUCAGAAUGUGGACGAAGACCCCAAUGAUUCAAAUGACAAUCUAAUAUCCAAUAACAUUAUAUUGAACUCUACGGCAGAAUUUUGUCGCAAUUUGGGUGAUAUUCCGACCUAUGGUUUGGCGGGUAAUCGGGAUGAAGACGAAGAGCUUAUGGAAUUAGAAGAAGAGGUUAUUAAUGAACCGCGUGUUCAUGAUUCCGACCCGACUAGAGGUCAAUGGAAUGAAGUAGAGGUCAGAGACGAUGACAUCGCACCCGAUUUGGAUGAUAACGAGGGACAGCCUAUUCUCGAGGAAGAGCCCGAUGUUAGCCGAGGACUGGUCGCGCGGGAAGUCAAUCGCGAAGACGAUAAGAUAGGUCGAAGGGAACGAUAUUCGGGACCCGUAUCUGACUUUAGAGAGAAGAAUGAUUAUAAGCCUGAAAUCAAAUUGGAUUACGUCGACGAGAAGGGAAGGGUUCUCGACCAGAAGGAGGCGUUCAGGCAUUUGUCCCACAAAUUCCAUGGAAAGGGUCCGUCGAAGAAUAAAAUCGAUAAACGCAUGAAAAAGAAAGACCAACAGAGCAAAUUACGGCAAAUGAGUUCAACCGAUACACCGCUCAACACAUUACGAAUGCUAACCGAUAAGCAAAAAGAACUUCAAUUACCAUAUGUUGUGCUCACAGGCGGACAGAAGACAGCCAUUCAGUAUGUUUUCCGCGAAUCUGAUAUGUAUUUAUCGUUUUUAAAAUAA